CGUAAAAGUCGCUCGCGGACCAGAUGAAAUGGUUGUGCGAAUUUCAGUAGCUGAAAUGCACUGCUAACUUAUUUAUUAUUUUGAUUAUUAAAAGUUUAUUAAUAGAUCAGUUUGUGAAGAAAUAGUUAAGAGAUUUACGCAAGAAUGAGAUAACCUCCGCAUGCUCAGAAUAAUUUAGAAUAAACUUCGUUUAAUAAUAAUCAAAAUAGCAUUGGAAUAAUUUUACAUAUUCUGCAAUCUAAAUAAGUAAACGCUUUUGUGUAUUUGUUUUCCUUUAAUGGUUUAAAAGUUAAUACUGUGCGUAUAUGUUUAUACUUUUAUGUCAAAUUUAUAAACGUUCAUAUGCAGCAUUUCCAUUCUAUUUCGUUUAUUAUUAAAAAGAUUUAAUUUACGAAAUUUCGAGUAAAUAUUGAUGCUAUUUAAUUUUUCAAAAAACGAAAAAAAGAAUUAUAAAGAAUAUUUUCAAUGCUAUUAAUGGAUAUGAAGACUAAAAAUUAUCAUCGAGUCUGUCAUGUUUCCAUUUUACAGAAACUACUGAAGUUUCCUGUAAGUGAUUAAAUAUAUUUACCAAUAUUCUGCGCAUAAUAAUGGAUAAAAAUUUAAAAGAAUUCUCGUUUUUUACGCCAUAUGAAAUCAAAAUCGUCUGAAAAUUGUGAAUUUAAAAAACUUGCUAUUAAUUUCUUAAAAAAAACGAGAUGCUACAAUUCGUAUUUAGAUUUUCAUAAAUCAUCAUCUUUCAAUGAAAAGAAAAUUUACAGAACUUUUUAAGCAUUAUAAAAAUAUAUGCAAAUUAUUUAAUGCCAGCGUGAAUUCAUUUUGCAAAAAACUGAAAAAUGGAAGUACAAAGUAAGAUUUAGUGUUCCUGAUUGAAGAUAUAAAAUGUUUUAUUGAAUCCAAGAAGUGAUAUGGAGAUAAGAGUUGAGCAUUGAACAUAAAUAUGGAAAUGAAGGUAAAAACAAAUUCGGAAGGAAGAACUGGGCCUGCAGAGAAUAACGUUAGAAGUGAAGAUGUUAUUUCAACCAACGUUCGUGAAACUUGGAAUAAAAAAGCCGAUUUCUUGUUGUCGGUGAUUGGUUUUGCUGUGGAUUUAGCCAACGUGUGGAGAUUUCCCUACUUGUGCUACAAAAAUGGAGGAGGAGCUUUUCUCAUCCCCUACGUAAUAAUGUUGGCCGUCGGUGGCAUACCUCUUUUCUACAUGGAGUUGGCCUUAGGACAGUACAACCGGAAAGGAGCCAUCACCUGUUGGGGAAGAAUAGUACCUCUCUUUAAAGGUAUAGGAUACGCUGUCGUUCUCAUUGCAUUCUACGUAGAUUUCUAUUACAACGUAAUCAUAGCUUGGUCUCUGUACUUCUUUGUUGCUUCAUUCAACAGCGUGUUGCCUUGGACCACCUGCAACAACCCUUGGAACACACCAAACUGUAGGCAGAUGACAUCGCUAGUCGAUUUACUGAAUAAAACCAACGAGAUCGUAAUUAGUGAUACCGAUGAAAACAUUCAGCAAGCAAGGACAUCACCAGCAGAAGAGUAUUUCAAUCGUGCAGUCUUAGAGCUACAAAAUAGUUCUGGAAUCGAUGACUUGGGCCACAUCAAAUGGGAGAUGUGUUUGUGCUUGGCAGCAGUCUACCUCAUUUGUUACUUCAGCCUUUGGAAAGGCAUCAGUACAUCAGGAAAGGUGGUAUGGUUUACAGCGUUAUUUCCUUACGUAGUUUUGCUCGUUCUCUUAGUGCGGGGCUGCACACUUCCAGGCGCUGCAGAAGGUAUCAAGUUCUACUUGACUCCCGACUUCUCAGCACUGGCUGAUGCAAAUGUGUGGGUGGAUGCUGCAACUCAAGUAUUCUUUUCUUUAGGCCCAGGAUUUGGCGUAUUGUUGGCUUUCGCCAGUUAUAACAAAUUUCACAAUAAUGUCUACAGAGAUGCUCUCCUUACAAGUGCAGUGAACAGUGCCACCAGUUUUCUCUCUGGAUUUGUCAUUUUCUCUGUAUUGGGUUACAUGGCACACCAGGCACAUGUAGAAGUCAAAGAUGUGGCAACAGAAGGUCCUGGUCUUGUUUUCAUAGUGUACCCAGAAGCAAUAGCAACUAUGCCUGGUUCAUCGUUUUGGUCUAUAAUGUUCUUUCUUAUGUUGCUUACUUUGGGGCUGGAUAGUUCGUUUGGAGGAUCGGAAGCCAUUAUAACAGCUGUGAGUGACGAAUAUCCCUUGCUCAAAAGACACAGGGAAUGGUUCGUGGCGGCGUUGUUCGCUUUUUAUUUCCUCAUAGGCUUACCAAGCUGCACACAGGGUGGUGCUUACGUUGUACAACUUCUUGAUCGCUAUGCUGCGGGAUAUUCUAUUUUAUUCGCUGUUUUCUUUGAAGCCAUUGCUGUAUCGUGGAUUUAUGGUAUAGGAAGGUUUUCGGCGGAUAUAAAAGAGAUGUUGGGAUUUGAUGUCGGACGCUGGUGGAAAUUUUGCUGGUUUUUCAUGGCCCCUCUGUUCAUUAUGAUGAUCAUCGUGUAUGGAUUAGUGAGCUACGAACCUCUCAGUUAUGAGCAGUACGAGUAUCCACCGUGGGCCAAUGUUUUCGGAAUGAUGAUUGCUGCCUCUUCCGUGCUUUGCAUUCCAUUUGUCGCUAUAUACAAGCUUCUCAGGACUCCUGGAACAUGCUCUCAACGCUUGAAAAUACUGACAACACCUUAUAGAGACAGGGACAAUACUGCUGAAACGAUAAUUAGCGGCCCCGAUGCAGUACUGCUUUGAAGAGUUGACUUACAGAUGAAUUUCCUUUACUUGAUAUCAGAUGUAUUAAUA
Argiope bruennichi is the source of this 2785-nucleotide messenger RNA. RefSeq names its product sodium-dependent dopamine transporter-like (gene DAT). NCBI's taxonomy places the organism in Eukaryota, Metazoa, Arthropoda, Arachnida, Araneae, Araneidae. Gene Ontology annotation, biological process: sodium ion transmembrane transport; dopamine uptake involved in synaptic transmission. Gene Ontology annotation, cellular component: presynaptic membrane; neuron projection; neuronal cell body membrane. Gene Ontology annotation, molecular function: dopamine:sodium symporter activity. The coding region runs from base 938 to 2734 and encodes 598 amino acids. The record is from RefSeq and is a predicted model, not a curated record. The transcript has 13 exons.